AUGGGUAACACUCAGGGGAAACCGGUGAAUUGCAAUGAUGCGGUCAACCUUAAUCAUUUUCGGCUCCUCCGUGUCGUUGGCAAAGGUGCCUUUGGAAAGGUUCGAAUCGUUGAAAGGAAGGACACCGGUCUUACAUUCGCGUUAAAAUAUAUCCGCAAAGAGGAAGUUGUUCGCUCGGAAAGUGUGCGAAACAUAAUUCGUGAACGGCGAAUGCUCGAGCAUCUGAACCACCCAUUUCUUUGUAACUUGCGGUACAGUUUUCAGGACAUGGAGUACAUCUAUAUUGUCGUUGAUCUAAUGAACGGCGGUGAUCUUCGAUUCCAUAUUUCACGAAAAUGCUUUACAGAAGAUGCAGUGCGGUUUUGGAUGGCGGAAUUGGGGUGUGCUUUGAGAUAUAUCCACUCGCAGGGUAUUAUUCAUCGUGAUUUGAAGCCAGACAAUGUGCUCCUGGACUCCGAGGGGCAUGUUCACUUGGCUGACUUCAACGUGGCAUCGGAUUUCCGACCAGGAAAGCCUCUCACCAGCAAGUCUGGAACCCUAGCGUACUUGGCGCCGGAGGUAUACGAAGGAGUGGGUUAUUCCUGCGAGGUCGAUUGGUGGUCAUUAGGUGUCACUUUCUACGAGUGCAUCUAUAAUAAGCGACCAUUCGAAGGACGAAGCCAGGAUACGCUGAGCGAAAACAUCAAAAAGGCUUCGCCGAAAUAUUAUGUCACUAAUCCCGCAGUUUCGGUCGCUUGUCUCCGGGCAUUGGGAUCAUUGAUGCAAAAAGACCGGAGCCAGCGAAUUGGCGCCAUCGGGUUUGAAACUUACACCCAGCACAUGUUCUUUGCGGAGAUCGACUUUGAUGCCCUCGAGCGCAAACAGAUUCCGCCUGUGUUCCGGCCAUCCAGCGAUAAGACCAAUUUCGAUGCGACCUAUGACCUUGAGGAGCUUCUCCUUGAAGAAGCACCCCUCGAGGCCAGAGCCCGGCGCCAAAAGCCCCGUGCUGAACUAAGGGACGAUGCCACUGCAAAGGAAAUUCGGGAGGAUGAGCUCCACCGUCUCAUCGAAACAAUGUUUGAGCCAUUUGAUUACACUUUGACGGAUUACCAAGGCAAUGCUGCUGAUGCCAUUGCCGCUGCAACCAACCCUGAGGACUGCUUCCCAGUGGCCACAACAACGCCCGCAAACACAGCAGAACAUGCCCGUCAAUUUUCACAACCCAACCCCAAUGGAAACCAACACCUCACUCAAACCGACGGAGCCUACCGUGCUCCCUCGAGUCAACAAAUCAAUACAGUCAACGAGAACCUCAACCCCAAUGAUCCCGCGCAUGGCGCUCAGCCACCAUCCCCUUCAAACCGUGUGUCACCUUCACCGCCACCUGCCCCAUCUUUCCACCGACCCCUACCCCAAAAUUACCGACCCCGCGGCGCCGCUCGGCAAAUGAGUAAAAGUGGUGGCGUGCAAAUGGUUCUCAACGAAGCUGGUAGUUGGAGUGAGCUGGCUCAUACAUCCACACUUCCGGCGGAGGGCUUGGAGGGCGGCGAUGACAAGAGCAAGCAGGCCAAUGGCAUGAUGUCCUUCUUCAGCCGAAAGAAGGGUCGCGAUCGCAGCCCUAAACCCACUGAACCGGGUGUUUUGGGCAAGGAGGGAGCUAGACAAAUCAUCAACUGA
Penicillium soppii is the source of this 1656-nucleotide messenger RNA. Its product is annotated as AGC-kinase C-terminal. Gene Ontology annotation, biological process: intracellular signal transduction; peptidyl-serine phosphorylation. Bases 1 to 1656 code for a protein of 551 amino acids. The record is from RefSeq and is a predicted model, not a curated record. Gene Ontology annotation, molecular function: ATP binding; protein serine/threonine kinase activity. NCBI's taxonomy places the organism in Eukaryota, Fungi, Ascomycota, Eurotiomycetes, Eurotiales, Aspergillaceae. The transcript is spliced from 7 exons.